Molecule: messenger RNA, 2237 nt
Organism: Lagenorhynchus albirostris (white-beaked dolphin)
Lineage: Eukaryota; Metazoa; Chordata; Mammalia; Artiodactyla; Delphinidae
Gene: POPDC2
Product: popeye domain containing 2
Exons: 5
Coding region: 638-1750 (370 amino acids)
Cellular component (GO): sarcolemma
Molecular function (GO): cAMP binding
Source: RefSeq, a predicted model, not a curated record
CCUGUGGGUGCCUGUUUCCCUAAGCUCUUAGCAAGGUUAAUUUUUUUCAGCCUUUGCCAGUUUGAUACGCUCACCUGAUUUGUAAAGAAUUAACACACCCUUCUUGACAUCUGCCAUAGUUAAAAGUACAUCUCACAAGACCCUCUGCCUACCCUUCCCUAGUGCUUAAGCCUUCCCAGAAAUGAUGUGCAGCAUUUUGAUACUAUCAGUAAUAGAUGUCACCACAAUAAUUUGAAAAAUGAAGAACUUAGCUUCCAAAUAGGUGAUCACCACAUUCUGACCACCACAUACCUCUUUGCUAAGCCCCUGCUAUUCACAAUACAUCCCAAAAUCUCAAUACAGAUACUUUCACACUAUCCUCUAUAAUUAGUUCCCUUCGUCUAACGUGAAACAUUUGCCUUGAAGGUUGAUAAGAACAGGACCAUGUCCCUAAGCAAGGUCUCCAUUAGGUUAACUAUACCUUCUGCAGGUCUGAUGUGAGGGUGAUGGAGAAACUAUAAUCCCCAUUUUACAGGAAAGGUGGAGCUGGUGGGGAGAAGCCAAUGGUGAGAUGACAUCUGAGAGGACAGGCUAACCCAUUUCCUGAAUUUCCCACGUGGGGACAGUCUUAGAGCCCGACAGGCUUUGAGGCCCGAAGAUGAGCAGCAACGGCAGCGCAGUGGGCCAGCUCCUCUGGAGCAGGCCGCUGUGCGUCGGCUGGAGGCGGGACCAGGAAGGGGCUGUCUACCACCUGGCCACCUGCCUCCUGCUCCUGGGCUUCAUGGGGGGCAGCGGGGUGUAUGGGUGCUUCUACCUCUUUGGCUUCCUGGGCACGGGCUACCUGUGCUGUGUGCUGUGGGGCUGGUUCGACGCCUGCGGCCUAGACGUCGUCCUCUGGAGCGUGCUGCUGGCGACUGCCUGCGUGCUCCAGCUGGCACACCUGGUGUACCGCCUGCGCGAGGACACCCUCCCCGAGGAGUUCGAGCUCCUCUACAAGACGCUGUGCCUGCCCCUGCAGGUACCCCUGCCAGCGUACAAGGAGAUCGUUCGCUGCUGCGAGGAGCAAGUCUUGACUCUGGCCACGGAGCAGACCUACGCCGUGGAGGGCGAGACACCCAUCGACCGCCUGUCCCUGCUGCUUUCUGGCCGGGUUCGCGUGAGCCAGGACGGGCAGUUUCUGCACUACGUCUUUCCUUACCAGUUCAUGGACUCUCCCGAGUGGGAAUCGCUGCAUCCCUCUACGGAGGGGGUCUUCCAGGUCACUCUGACAGCCGAGACCGAAUGUAGCUACAUUUCCUGGCCCCGGAAAAGUCUCCACCUCCUUCUGGCCAAAGAGCGAUACAUCUCUCGCCUCUUCUCAGCCCUGCUGGGCUAUGACAUCUCGGAGAAGCUCUACGCUCUCAAUGACAAGCUCUUUGCUAAGUUCAGGCUGCGCUUCGACAUCCGUCUCCCCAGCCUCUACCAUGUCCUAGGUCCUGCUGCCCCAGAUGCAGGACCAGAGUCUCAGAAGGAUGACAAGGACGUCUGUGAGCCUGCCGCAUCCCCCUCUCCUCAGGCCCUGCCCACAUCUGUCCAGCAAACACCCCCUAGCUCCCCACCUCCAGCGUCUACCAACCCUCCUGCACCUCCUCCCUGGGUCAGGAUGUCCAGGCCCGACAGCAGCGUCCUGGGUGAGGACUCUACCAGUCUGGUGCUGGAGGAUUUUGAGGAGGUGUCAGGAUCAGAAUCGUUCAUGGAUUAUCAGAGUGAUGGGGAGUACAUGAGCUUCUAGAACUCCUCUCCAGAGCUACUCUCAAGUUAUGUCCAGGGGACGGGCCCCCUUGGCUCCAACUCUGACUCCUGAACUGUAAGGAUCAAUGGACCAUCCUCUUCUCUGGCCACAUUAAUCCUCACAGGAAGGUGACUCGUGUGCACACCCCUCUUCUCACCCACUGGAAGGCUCUCAGGCAAGGUCGGAGCAGACACAGAAGAUGCUAAAGUGCUGCAGCCACACCAAGGCCCCCGAGUGACUUUCAGAACUUUGCCUUCACCAGGCUUCCUUCCCAGAGAAGGCAUCCCAAAGUGCAAAAGCACAGAUUCUAUCCUUUACUAACUGCAGAAUCUCAGGCAAGUCACAUAGCCUCUCUGAGUGUCUGUAAAGUGGGGAUUAUAAAACCCAGUUCACAGGGUUGUGAGGAUUCAAUGAGUUGAUUCAGGUAAAGCACCUAGGACAUGGCGUGGCACCUAGUAAGCACUCAAUAAAUCACUCAUUUCCUUUC